CUCGGUGGACAGAUAAGGAGGGUCAAUAACACGUAAAUUAGACUUGGAGUAGUUUAUCCAGUUCACAUCAAUCGCUUAUCCCAAAACACGCGAUGGCAGGACUUCGUAAUGUGUUUUUUACGGGAAUCGUUUUGUUUUUCCUCGCACAGAGAAUAUCAUCAAAUAGUAAUCUUCCCAAAGAAAUCAAUGUUUUCGAUGCAGUGGGACUUGGCAGCAAGGUUUUCCCAGGAGUCUCGUCAACGACCGGACAAAACAACAAAAGUCCAGCAUACCUCUUCACAAAACAAACGAAUCACAUGAUCGCAAGUCAAAACGCAUUUGAAGAGGUUGACAAACUCAUCCACAACAGCAGUGAUUUUAUUGUCUCUGCUUACGCCAAGCUCAUGGCUAAAGAGAUUUACAAAAACCCUAUCGUGUCCAUCAAUUCAAAGGACGGUCAUCAAUUGUACUUCCUUCUACAGAUCUCAGGGAAUCAACGAGGAACAGGACUUGAAAUAGUUGUAACAGUGCAGACUAAGGGUGGUUCUCUCAAAAGAUUUCAAGUCUCAAGUAGCAGAUCUUUAGACUACACAAAAUGGCACAAGAUAGCAGUUCGAAUUCAGGAAGCUGAAUCCCUGCUGAGGGUGUACGUGGACGACAGCAUGAUCAAUGUGUUUUCCUUUAAAUACACCCCUCAGCCUUAUCCUAAAGAUGCACAGCUUCGUCUCGGACAGGUUUUCGAGGUGUACUCAGAAAACACUGGUGAAAUUACUUCACGAUUUAGGGGGGAUCUGCAAGAUGUCAAAUUUGUCAAAGGGUCACCCCUAAGCGACUGCUCCAGGAUCGCAAAGUGUCAAUGCACUGACGUCGUUGGUAAAAAGGACUGUGUAGUUGAUGGACUGAGAUACGCAGACGGAAAGCGCUGGACAAAGGAUAAGUGUAAUAUUUGUCACUGCAAGUGGGGUCAGGUUAUGUGCACGCACACGUGCCAAGUCUGUAAGGAUAAUGGUCAGACCUAUAUGGAGGGCGAGACAUGGAAAUCAAGUAACGAUAGUUGUUACACCUGCAAAUGUGAGGAUGGUAAAGUCACAUGUUCACCCCCAGUCUGUGCGAAGCCUGACUGUAGCGGGAAAUCAGGUGUCCUUGUAACUCUUAAGGGACAGUGCUGCCCAAUUUGUAAAGAGGACCAGUGUCGGGGUACUGGAAAAGUUUUCAAGUGUGGUUGUGACGUCACCUGCUCAAAUUUCCAUGACUUCAAGUGCCAAUCAUGUACUGAGAGCUGCUUCUGCCCUGAAGGGAGAGUACUCAAUGAUCAGGGAAAAUGCAUGGCAUCUGCUCGCUGUGGCUGUUUGCACCAAGGAAAGAGAUACAAGCCAUUGGACCAAUUUUCCGACAAUUGCCAGUUCUGUUUAUGCGUCGGUGGGAAAAUGAAUUGCUACAAAUGGUGCUGAAUCAUCGUUUGACCAAGGAACACUUCUCUAAAAAUUCUGUGAUUAAUUUAAUAAGUCUUAUCUUAUUGGAUAGGGUAAUUUGCUUUUAUCAAUUGAGUCGAUAAUGAAAAUUGCCCACCUUAAAGGGCUUCAAAGUUGACGUCUCGAGCGUUAGCCCUUCGUCAAGUGAAUGAGGAAGCGUUGUUUAUUAUUAACUUGUUAUACUCGUAUAGCAGCAAAGUCAAACAAAGUCCGUUGAUCGAUCGACGGCCGAUCGUAAAACCUUUUAGAAGUCGCUGACCGAUCCACGGCCGAUCGUGUUUGAAAAAAUUCGAAAACUAUCCACGGCCUUUGCGUGGAAAAACACGAUCAGCCGUCGAGGAAAUGAGAGAUUGGGGAGAAUGAAACGAACAAUUUCCAAAGAUAUUAUCCUACGAACACUUGUGAAUACAUCAAAAGUAAAAUUUUAUUCCUAUGGUCAUUUAUAAUUACAAUUAUUUUGGACUUUGGCGAACUGACAUGAGACGUUGGCCAAUCGACCUCAAACGUUGGCGAACUGACGUUGGUGAACUGAUACGUUGGCGAAACGACCAGUUACCCUUCGUCGUUCGUCCUUCGCUCUGACGAAGGGCUAACCUCGAAACGAAAGCUUUGAAACCCUUAGCGGUAGCCAAUUUACAUUCUCAACUAAGUUGAUAAAACCAAAUUACCUUGUUACCCAACGCAGCGCCACAAUUUCUU
Stylophora pistillata is the source of this 2150-nucleotide messenger RNA. Its product is annotated as protein kinase C-binding protein NELL2. Lineage: Eukaryota; Metazoa; Cnidaria; Anthozoa; Scleractinia; Pocilloporidae. Gene Ontology annotation, molecular function: protein binding. Gene Ontology annotation, cellular component: extracellular region. The record is from RefSeq and is a predicted model, not a curated record.